This is a messenger RNA of Necator americanus (New World hookworm), 717 nucleotides long. RefSeq lists its product as uncharacterized. The transcript is spliced from 8 exons. The record is from RefSeq and is a predicted model, not a curated record. Bases 1 to 717 code for a protein of 238 amino acids. NCBI's taxonomy places the organism in Eukaryota, Metazoa, Nematoda, Chromadorea, Rhabditida, Ancylostomatidae.
AUGUUCCAAUCAAUAUGUAUCGCCCUUAUUAUGCUCUUCGCAGAUGUUUCUGCAAGCGAACAUAUUUUGCGACUUCAGGCUCCAGAUCCUCCUGCAAGUGCCGUACUUAUUUCCGUGCCAGUAAAUUCAACUGUAAUCCUCAAAUGCGAAAAAUCUCCAGAAUUACCGAAAGCGCAAUGGUUGCAUAAUGGAAAUGACAUUAAUGUGGAAUUUGUUAAACUUCUUGAUGACGAGCAUUCUUCUGUUGUUAUCGAUGCAUACAGUACGAGUCACCAUGAUGGAGUUUAUGAAUGCUAUGCGGGUCUGUCCUCGGCGUCGAUUCGACUACAAGGCGAAGAUGUCGUCGUUCUUCCUCCAGGUUUUCGAUUCUGUCAUAAAUCCGAGAAUGCCGCAUGUGAUCACGCUCGUGCUUGUAUGGCUGAUGGAACAGGAAAAACCAGUUGUGUGUGCUAUCCAGGAUGGAGUGGUGAAUCUUGCAAUCUUCCCCGAGACAUUCAAAAAGCAAACCUUAUUAAUGUCCCUAUUUGUCCAUACUUUUCAGGGCCUCCUGUCAUUACAUUAAUGGCUUUCAUGGUGUGCGUGUUCAUUCUAGUGAUAUGCUUGUAUAGUUUCAAAGUAAAACCAGCAUACACGAAGUCGCGACGCUGUGGUGUUUGUAGAACUCACACCUAUGCUUCGGUCAGAAACAGGGAACAAGUAAACAAAGAAGAUGUCUAA